UAUAAACCUCAUAAACCUCCCCUAAUUUUGAUAAUCAAACCCCAUUAACCCCUCCAAACACUUACGUACGAAUUCACCGAAAUCAAUACAAUAUGUGCGCUAAUCAAGAAAGGCAGCCGUUCAUUGGCGGUAACUCGUCGACUGGAACGGCGGUACACGACGGCGGGUGCGAAGAAGAGGCGGCGGCUUCUCCGUCCGAGUGCGGCUGUUCGACUCCGUUCUCCGGACAGCCGUGGUGCCGGAGACAGGCGGCGGAGAUGAUGAGGGAGCCGCCGCAGCUUUUGGCGAGGAAAAAGUGGAGUGAUUUGUUGAGGAAAGUGGGAAGAGCUUUCCCUCCGGCGGCGAAGCGUGAUCAGAAGACCCAGUUCAUAUACGACGCGCGGAGCUAUGCUCUGAAUUUCGAUGACGGCGCGGCGGCGGAAGAAGAUGAGCUUUUGCGUAAUUUCUCGUCCAGGUUUGCCGCCCCUGCAGCCGGUCAACAAAGGAAGGCGGGAUUGUGAUAGGGCCAGAAUGUGUCCCUCCGGCUGAAGAUGCUCGUGAUUAUUUAUUUUUAAUUUGAUUUGUUUUUCUUCGUCGUAAGGCGGUAUUGAAUCGAUUAAUUUCUCCUUUCAAAAAGAAAAUAUUAAUUCAUUCGUUAGUGACAUGAUUCGUCUUUUGGGUUAAAUAAUACUACCUCCCUCCCAUAAUGGUUGUCCACUUUCAAUUUGGCACGAUUAUUAAUAAAGUGGUUGAAAAGUAAAAGUUGUGG
This is a messenger RNA of Cuscuta epithymum, 748 nucleotides long. NCBI's taxonomy places the organism in Eukaryota, Viridiplantae, Streptophyta, Magnoliopsida, Solanales, Convolvulaceae. The record is from the annotation of a GenBank genome assembly.